Messenger RNA from Helicoverpa armigera (cotton bollworm), 3004 nucleotides. Its product is annotated as dopamine D2-like receptor. Bases 182 to 2023 code for a protein of 613 amino acids. Gene Ontology annotation, cellular component: plasma membrane. Gene Ontology annotation, molecular function: dopamine neurotransmitter receptor activity, coupled via Gi/Go; G protein-coupled receptor activity. The transcript has 9 exons. The record is from RefSeq and is a predicted model, not a curated record. Gene Ontology annotation, biological process: adenylate cyclase-activating adrenergic receptor signaling pathway. NCBI's taxonomy places the organism in Eukaryota, Metazoa, Arthropoda, Insecta, Lepidoptera, Noctuidae.
GUAUGGCCCCCGCCGCGUAUCAACCGUUUGGCGUGCCGUCCGUUUGGCGUAUCAACCGCGCGAAACCCAGUGUCGUGUUAUCAUAGUGGUGUUUAAUUUAAACUGUGAUAUGUGAUGAGUGAUAAAGAUGCGACGCGUCAACUAGCACAAAUGGCCGCGACGGGGGCACGCGAGAACGACGAUGAAGGCUCGAAGCUCCAACCCGAGCUCUGAACUGACAAUGAGCACAACACUAGUGCCAUACCACAACAAUACACAUUACACUACGUACCUCUACCCAUCCAAACGACCGCCUGACGUCAGAAAUGCUACCCUCAAGCUCGAAGUCAGGGACACAAACACCAGUGGUGACUUUAUGAAGCUAGUCGAAGACUUCAGUGAUUACUUCUAUGGUAACACCUCCCAUGACUUUAGUACCAACGCAAGCCAAUUAGAUUUGGCAGACGUGUACGGUUACACAAACUGUAGUUUUAAUGGCACUUUCAAUAUAUCAUGUUUUAAUAGACAAGUGGAUGAUUCGGAUCAGAAUCUGUGGGCGUUAUUGCUAUUAAUAUUUCCUUUUUUCACGUUGUUUGGGAAUGUGUUAGUGAUUAUGAGUGUAGUGCGGGAGAGGACGCUGCAAACCGUGACUAAUUAUUUUAUAGUGAGUUUGGCUGUUGCUGAUCUACUGGUGGCAGUCGUCGUGAUGCCCUUCGGAGUUUAUUAUUUGGUUAACGGGUCGUGGGGUCUGCCGGCGUUCGUGUGCGACGUAUACAUCGCGAUGGACGUCACCUCGUCCACCUCUAGCAUAUUCAACCUCGUCGCCAUAUCUGUUGAUAGGUACAUAGCAGUAACACAGCCAAUAAAAUAUGCAAAACACAAGAACAACAGACGCGUCUGGUUCACCAUAGUCCUCGUCUGGCUGAUCUCCGCAGCCAUCGGAGCGCCCAUAGUCCUGGGCCUCAACGACACGCCUGAUAGGAACUUCGACGAGUGCCUCUUCAACAGCCAGAACUACGUCAUCUAUUCGUCUUUAGGGUCCUUCUAUAUCCCCUGCAUCAUGAUGAUGUUCCUUUAUUAUAAUAUUUUUAAGGCGUUAAGAAACCGAGCAAAAAAGCAAAGAGCUGCCAAAAAACCUCCCGUCUCUGGUGACCCCAACACGGGUGCCACCACAGCCGUGGUGAUAGAAAAUGUGGCGCAGACCAGAAGACUGGCGGAGACUGCGCUGCAUGAUGACAGACCUACCAACACUGGGUCUGGCAGUAAUGAGGAUGAUCAUGAAGACAGUUUCGACAAGAGGUCAGCAGAUCUGGAGGCGGACGCGGAUGAUUGUCACGUCAUACCCAACGACAAGUCCACUGAGUUCAUGCUGGCUACCGUCGCCGAGGAAUCAGCCAACACUCCAAAAAGAAACAUCAAAUCCCAGCCAAUCCCGGACCCAAACGGGAACAACGACUCCGGGUACGCACCCUCAAACCUGGAAGACACGAUCAGAGAACACGUGUCUCCUCCUGGGUCACCAGGGUUGAAAGACGCCACGGUGCUGAAGAACAUGGCCUGUGAUGGCUCCAAGUGGAAGAAAAAUGGGAAGACUUCUAAGUUAUCUGUAGAUUCCAGAAACGUAUCCUUAGCCCUGAGAUCAGACGACGAGGUCACGGCCAGUCAGUUCGACCUCCGAGACGGGUCCAGUUCCAAGAAGGAAAGGAAAGCCAGUGCAGCGACUGCCCGCUUCACAAUAUACAAGGCUAAUAAAGCCAGCAAGAAGAAACGAGAGAAAUCUUCUGCUAAGAAAGAAAGAAAGGCCACUAAGACCUUGGCGAUAGUUUUAGGUGUAUUCCUCUUCUGCUGGGCACCAUUCUUCACCUGCUCAGUCCUCGGCGCCAUCUGCGACAAGUUUGGCCUCCCCUACUCUCCUGGGGUGACCGUGUUCAUCCUGACCACGUGGCUGGGCUACAUCAACUCGUUCCUCAACCCCGUCAUCUACACCAUCUUCAACCCUGAGUUCAGGAAGGCCUUCAGGAAGAUACUCCAUUGUGGCACCUAGCCCGUCGACUAUUUGGUCGUCUUCACUCAGUAGAUCUCGUUUUGUUGCGAAGAUUUUUGUGUACGUAUUAUUGUGUUUGAAAGUUGAUGUUGUAUAGAGGAGCCCAGUUUUGAGUGGUAGAAGCUGCAAGCUAAAGAUUCAUUGAAAAACUGGGCUAGUAAUGAGAAAUGGUGAAACAUUGAUACGGAGAAUAAUAAGAGACAAAUGCAGGCAGAUAAACUCGUCAAAAUAAUUGACUAAACGCCUGUUGGUUGAGACGCUUGGAGAUACAAGAAUCCCAAGGAUGCUUCAGUUUGCUCCGGCUUGUGCCAAAUGAAACGAACUUUUCUAAUAAUAUGUAUAAAGAAAUCUACAAACAAAAUGUACGUUCUCCUCAUUAUUAUUCCUGAGAGAUCUACUGGACGACCAAAUUGUACAAAGUACAAACAAUGUUUUAACUCAAAGUGAUAAACCAAUAAAUUGAACGUUUCGUGUUAGACGUAGCAACAUAGCAUAUCAAAUGUAUUUAAAUUGUAAUUUAUAAAAUUAUAACUUAUUGUAAAAAUGUAUCGGUAAUGUAUAGCUUGCUUAUAGCUCACGAUAUUCUAGUCAUCAGUAUUAUAUGCCAAAGAUAUUAGAAGCGAUAUUAAUAAGCUUUAGUUAUUUUUAAGGUUGUGAUUAUUUUAAUUUUCAAUUUAUAGUUAAUCGUUUUUUCUUCUGACUGUACCAUACUGUAAAUGUACAAUCGACAAGAAAAGUUUUAGAUUAAAUUAAAAUAAUAAUAAAGACACCAUGUAUCUAUAACACAGUGAAGACAAAUUAGUGAAAUAAUUAUGGAACCCAAAGACAAUCUAGCUCAUUUUUCUUAUAAAUAAGUGGUAAAGUAUUAGUAUCUCUAAGUAACUUGAUUAUUUUUGAGUGGUUAAUUGCUGGACACAUUGUUUUGCUAACAAAUUAUAGUCUUUAUGCAAAAUUUUAAAUAGUUUUAAGGUUUUAUUUAGA